Molecule: messenger RNA, 1827 nt
Organism: Lycium barbarum (goji berry)
Lineage: Eukaryota; Viridiplantae; Streptophyta; Magnoliopsida; Solanales; Solanaceae
Product: F-box protein At4g00755-like
Exons: 6
Coding region: 456-1586 (376 amino acids)
Molecular function (GO): protein binding
Source: RefSeq, a predicted model, not a curated record
UUUCAUAUGUUUAGAAUUUAGAUUGUUCUUGAGUUGUAUGCUACUUUUCUUUGCAUUUUUUUUUUUAGCCCCAUUUGUUAAAUCUUUCAUAUGUUUAUUUUUCUUGCCUGUUUUCUGGUUUCCCAUUGUAAUUGGUAGGUGGAUUUUUCAUAUUUUCUUUCUGGUUUUUGUGAAUUGGAAAUAAAAGUUGGUUUAUUUUGUGAAAAGGUGAGAUUUUUAUGUGAGUGUUGAGUUAACAAGCUGAAAAAGAAGAGAUUGGAUAUAGAGAUUGAAAUAGCCGAGUCGAAGUAAUUUGGUAUUGAGGUGUAGUUGAAUGAUGGACUUAAUAUGAGAGUUUCAUUCUUUGGAAGCUACUUAAGAGGAGAUUUUACAUGAUCCGUUUUGAAACCCAAAGACAAGUAUAAACUGGUUUUGGAACUUUGAAUCUAUCUAUUGGAUUACGCUUUGGUUGUGCCAUGGAGACACGUAUCAAUUUCGUGGAAUGGCUUGCAAAUGAUGUGUCUCUGAACAUUAUGAUGCGUUUGAAUGAUCCAGCUGAUGUGGUCCGUGCUGGAUCUGUUUCACGCCUUUGGCGCCAAUUUGUGGUUAGCAACGGAGUCUCUAAGCAACUGUGUGUGGGAAGGUUUCAGCAGCUUUCUAGGAUUGCCCGUAUAACAGAACUAGAUCUGAGUGCAGCAGAAGCAAAAGAUGUUGGGUCUAGCAAUUCCGAGUGGGAGACUCUAAAAAGAGACCAUGAAGUUUAUGCUUCUCUACUUCAAGCUAUUAAAACAUCAAUGUCAUGUCGAAACGAUUGCAUAGGCUAUGCAGUCAGUGCUUCAAGCACGGAUAAUUAUCCAGAUGAAAGUAUUGUCAAUACUUUAAUUCCAGUGGACAUAUAUCUAAAUAGACCUUCAUACUGGUCAAGUAAAGGACACAGUGACCCCAAUGCCCCUGAGACACUAAUUUACAAAUUGAAAGCUGAUCUAUGUGUCAUCACCCAAGUUUGUAUGCAACCUUUCGAAGCUUAUUUCCAGCCCGGCAAGCCCAUAUAUUCUGCGAAAUCUGUUCGAUUUCGAUUAGGCUACCCCAAAUCCUCAAAAGAUGAUAGUGAUAUCCUGAAAAUGCCCCAGCAACAGCCUGCUGAUGACAAGUUUAUAUGGACAUAUACUUCUGAAGAAUUCCCUAUGACACAGGUAAAAUGCUUUCAGCGGUUCGACCUUCCAGAACCUGUGCUUUGCAUUGGUGGGUAUAUGCAGAUUCAACUUCUGGGCAGAGUUCAGAGACAAGAAAUGGACGACUUGUUUUACAUAUGUGUUAGUCAUGUGAAAGUUGUAGGGCGACCUCUCAGCCCUGCAUUUGACGUAGAGGUCCUAGAGCCGUCUCAAGAAUUUGUGUUGAAGUACAAUCGAGAUGGUGUCAGAUCCAUGUUGCAAAGCUUGUCUAAUGGAGAUCAUCAAGACUCGAAUAUGCCUCCAACACUAUCAGAGGAACUUGUGGUUGAUGCAGGCCUUGUGGAGUUUUUUUUACAGAACCACCAGCCUGCUAUCGAACACAUGGAUUGGGACGACGACGACGAUGAUGAAAUGGAUGAAGUCGGAAUUUUUUAAUUUAACAUCGCGGUUUUCUUUUUUUUUACAAGUGAUUGAUGCAUUUGGUGGUCCUUUAAUAAGUAGUUUUGCAGUUCUUUGUGUACUAUAAAAGUUUUAGAGCUGCAUAAACCCUUGUAGAUGAAACUGUAUCUUUUUGGUAUGAUUUGUUUUAGAUGCUUGUACUUUGCUUUUGCAUAUUUUUCAAUAACAAAGUGAAACGUAUAGUUCAGAGUAGAAUGCAAGAUCAACUUAUAAAUCA